Messenger RNA from Hibiscus syriacus, 954 nucleotides. Its product is annotated as bet1-like SNARE 1-1. The record is from RefSeq and is a predicted model, not a curated record. Bases 442 to 807 code for a protein of 121 amino acids. The transcript is spliced from 5 exons. NCBI's taxonomy places the organism in Eukaryota, Viridiplantae, Streptophyta, Magnoliopsida, Malvales, Malvaceae.
GGGAUGCUUCCAAUCAUCCAUUGGGAGUAAUUAUUGACGACAUUCGGAUUCUAAAAGCUCGGAAUUGGAAUUUGACGUUUGAACACACUUUUCGGGAAGGAAAUUUUUGCGCGGAUGCUCUUUCAAAGAUGGGCUGUGACCUUGAAGAAGACCUUGCUGUUUUUAGUUCUCCCCCAGCAGAAAUAGCUUCCUCCCUUUGCUGCAGAUUCAAGGGGAGUCUCUUUUCCAGAGGCUUUAAUAUGUCUUACUGCUGUUUUGCUUUUUCAAUUCCUUUUGUAACCAAAAAAAAUAUAAAUGUAAAUCAUUAAUCGGUAAAUGUUGAUUGGUUUAUAGAGAUAAUAAUUUCCCUUCAGCUACAUAGCUGUGAAAGGGAAAAAAUUAGUCCAUCUUCAUUUUAAACCAGAGAAAAGAAGGGCUUUGAUUCUCCCAUUUUGAAGAACCAUGAAUCCUAGACGGGACAUGCGUAACAGCAAAGCUGCACUUUUCGAUUGCAUCGAGGAAGGUGGAUUAAGGGCAUCAUCUUCUUACUCGCACCAGUCACUCGAAAUCAAUGAGCAUGAAAAUGAAAGAGCAAUGGAAGGAUUGCAAGAUAGAGUCAAUCUGCUGAAGAGACUGUCGGGUGAUACACACGAGGAGGUGGAUAGUAACAACCGUAUGCUGGAUCGGAUGGGAAACGAUAUAGAUGCAUCUAGGGGAAUACUCUCAGGAACCAUGGACAAGUUUAAGAUGGUAUUCGAGACCAAAUCAAGCAGAAGAAUGUUUACACUAGUGGCAUCUUUCGUGGUUAUUUUCCUUGUCAUGUACUAACAUUCUAAGUAACCGAUCUAUGAUGCUUUUAAUACAACUAAGAACUUUAUGUGACAAAUUGGAAGACUCCUUUUAUACAUGGUUACCGUAAACAUUGUGCUUCAAAACAUGUAAUUCUUAUGUUUAUAUAAAGAUUUGUUUGGUAUA